Molecule: messenger RNA, 1822 nt
Organism: Capsaspora owczarzaki ATCC 30864
Lineage: Eukaryota; Filasterea; Ministeriida; Capsasporidae
Exons: 1
Coding region: 63-1733 (556 amino acids)
Biological process (GO): protein phosphorylation
Molecular function (GO): ATP binding; protein kinase activity
Source: RefSeq, a predicted model, not a curated record
UUUUUAUUGUUUUUGUUUAUUUUGGCGGGAACGUUUCUCAGACUCGGAUUUCCACGGCAAUAAUGGAUGGCGAGGUCCACGUCGAUCCGACACUCUCGUUCGGCUACUAUGCACGGCUGGCUCAGCGGUUGCAUGAGGCCGCGGCAUUGGCAUUGAGCAACGGGCAGCGCGACAAGGCGCGAGUGCUGCUGCUGCGCUUCACGACGCUGUGCCUGGAAGGGCUGCCGAGGCACCCAGAGUACCAGAGUCCAAAGCACCGCGACGACAAGCGCAGAUUGCUGGCCUUGUGUCGCAACGCCAUCACCGUCCUCGAAAAGUUCAAGAGCGAAGCCCUCCAACAAAGUGAAACCGGAACAAGUGGAGGAGCUGGAACGGGAACGACGACGCUUCAGUCAUCAUCAUCAUCAUCACCCUCUGCCAUGCACGAUACAAGCUCAUCCGAAGCGAGUUUGCUCACACACUCAACCGGGGCAAUCGGAGAGGAGUCGGAAGGGCACGAGACAGACAACGCUUGGCCAGUCGAAGUUGCAGCAGCCGAGUUACCAAGCUCGACCGAUUCCCCGAGUCAACAAACACAACCAGAGACACCUCAGGAAUCGACAGGGACGCCUGAAACCGAGCAUGGAGUGAUAGCAAGUCGUCAUCAAAGGGGCCCGCCCGGUCGCGUGCGGUUGUUGCGGCGUGACAGCGACUUUGAAAUAAUUCUCGGAGCAGGCCACGGGAAUGGGAGUGGCGAGAUUGGCGCAGGCACGUUCGGCAAGGUCUACAAGGUGCGAGACUGCCAGACAGACACCGUUUGUGUCAUGAAACGCAUUCCUUAUUCAUCACCGUCCGACGUUCAAGCCAUCACUCGAGAAACCAUGCUGUUGCGGAAACUCGUCCACCCUAACAUUGUGGCGUAUCGAACACUGUUUGCGUCCCAGAGAGUACCUGAAAGCAUGUGCCUUGUGAUGGAGUACUGCAAUGGCGGCGAUUUGCAAGCUUGGAUGGAGCAGUACGUCUGCCGGCCGGACGUCACGCUGCAUCCUGCCACCACUCCGACGCUUCCUGAAGCGGUCUUGCUGCAUUGGAUGGAACAACUGGCGAGAGCCCUUGCAUUCGUUCACGCGUCGGGAAUCUUGCACCGCGACCUCAAGCCAAGCAACUUUCUCCUCGUGACCCCUGCAUCGCCUUUAGAAGACUACUUUACGCAACACUAUCCCCACACCCUGCCUUCCUUGAAGCCGUCUGCUGGUGGCCGCCGGGACGAUCAUCCGCCCUCAGAUGAUGCUACCUCACCCGAAGCUGCUUAUAUGCCAUCCCACCCCGAGUUUCACUUGCCCCGCGAGUUUCUAAGUUCCGGGUCGCCCUUCCCACCCAUCAUCAAGCUGGGUGAUUUUGGUCUGGGGUACGAGCUCGGCCCAUCACGCGAGUUUGCGUCCACUCGAGCUGGAACCGUCAUCUAUUGGCCACCCGAGAUUAUGGCUGCUCAAGCCUCCAGCAAGGCGUCUGAGGUCUACUCGUUCGGCGCCAUCUUUAUCGAGCUCGCCCUUGCCCCUGGCAUGGUCGCCACCUCUCUCCUUCUGCCAAAGGAUCUAGCCCUGCACUUGGCACGACUCCGUGCAUUGUACUCUGAAGCCUUCGCGGACGCUUUGGUCGACAUGAUCAAUUUUGCUCCAGAAGAUCGACCCUCCUUUAACGAAACUGUUCUUGCGUUGCAGCUCAUCCAGCAGUUGAAUCUGAAAGGCGUGUGAUCAAGUAUUGCAGUUAACUCGGUGUGACGAUGACAAGGUCGCUUUUUGAUACAAGUGUAGAUUAACAUGAAAAUAUAACAAUGGUUGGA